This is a messenger RNA of Schistocerca nitens (vagrant locust), 2163 nucleotides long. RefSeq names its product protein FAM102A-like. Bases 544 to 1695 code for a protein of 383 amino acids. The record is from RefSeq and is a predicted model, not a curated record. The transcript has a single exon. NCBI's taxonomy places the organism in Eukaryota, Metazoa, Arthropoda, Insecta, Orthoptera, Acrididae.
UGUCUCAUAAAAUUAGAGACUUCGUAAUUUAGUGUGCAGCAUUUCAUUCAAUAAUUGACAUACAAUACAUUCUCUUGAAUACACAUUUUGUGUUUCACGUAAAUUAGCACAUUCUGUGACGUGUACCUGCAGUGAGGAUAUCUUCGGCCUUUAAAAUGGAAGUUAUCUCAGAUAUAAAAAAGUUACGAAGCCACAGGUGUAUGUCAAACACCAGUUACAGAAGCGCCUCUGAUAAAAUGUGUUAAAACUGGUGUGUACGUAGCUCGAGAUUGAGUGACGUCGCUGCCAAGGUGUUAAUUAUUACGUUAAGCGUGAUACGCGUGAUCGGCUGUCUCUGCGGAGCUGCUGUCGGAUGUGUUAGUCGUGUGUCAUUGCGUUAUUUGAGGUAUAUGAUCAGCUGUUUGGAGUUUCCUGUCAUCGGUUUUGUUAGCUUCGUAUACCUGUUACGUCGUAUUACGUGUGUGUUUGUAUGCUGUUGUCCACUGUUUUUCGAGUUUGACUGAUCACAGUGCACUUGAUAGUACUCCAGGUGACAUCAAUGAAAUGGCAUUUAUGCUGCAAAGGAAAAAAUAUUACAAGUUUCAGGUAGAAAUAUGUGUAGAAGAACUGACUGCAGUACCUUUCAUCAACGCAGUACUGUUCGCUAAAGUGAGACUACUAAAUGGGGGAGGCUUCACCGAAACUUCUAGCAGGGAGGAAGUACGUGAACAUACUGUGCAGUGGGCUGCAAAAUUUCAGUUUGACUGUAAAAUGACAGCUAACGCAUCUACUGGCGUGCUUAACCCGUGUAUCCUUCGAAUAUCUGUUCGCAGAGAAGUGAAAGGUGGUCGCUCAUUUCAAAAGCUUGGUUUUUGUAAUGUAAAUCUUGCAGAAUUUGCAGGCUGUGGUGAAAUUGCAAGGCGGUAUCUACUGGAAGGAUAUGGUACACACCAGAGACAAGAUAAUUCAGUGCUUGGUGUUUCCAUCAAAAUGAAUUUGCUUUCAGGUGAUAUUCUGUUCAAGGUACCAUCUGCAUCAGCAAAACCCAGUCCUGUUACAAAACAAGACAACAAUGAAGCUGACAGCUGUGAAAGAGGAGCUACUCUUUCAAGUGGCCCCACAGCUAAGUCAGUAACAGGUGUAACACCAGCUAGUGGCAGCUUAUCCAGAAAAAGACUGGGAUUAACUUCAUGUGAAAUUGCUCCAAAUGUUGAGCCUGUAGUUAAAGAAGGGGACAGGCAGAUAGAGAUUGUAUCGAGCACUGAAAAUAGUGAAUACUCUACAGCUCGUCUUGAAAGUGGUCCAACAUCAAGCAGUGUGAACAAUAAUACUAACUUGCAUACUGUCAAUGGCUACAGCCAUCAUCGAUGGCACAGCAGCCCCAAGAUAUAUAGACAUGCAAGAAAUUCCAGCACUGGUUUUUGUUUCAAUGAAACUUCAGGACUUGACGAGACAUCAUCUUUAGAUAGGCGGAAGAAGGCGGAGCAUGGAAGUAUUCGUGACAGUAAUUCAGGUAGUGGAAUUGAUGCUGAUAGUUUGAUUGAUGAACUUAUUAGGUCAACCAUACAUGAUCAGCCAAAUGAAAAUGAUGAAAAUUUGGGGUUGCAACUUUUUAUAGCUAAAGAUGGUUCAACUACCCUGGGAACUCCUAAAACCAGAAGUCAGGUACUUUCAGGAAGUUUGAAAGAAGUUGUAGUGAAGUCUAAUCAAAAUUAGUCUUAAAAACUGAUAAAUGUAUUUGAACAGUGUUUCAUUAAGUGCCUUAUAAUGUGUGCAACACAUUUUCACAAAUGUGAAGUGUAUUUUUGGAAAUGUGAACCAUAUUUCAGCUUGUAGAUAUUGUCAUAUAGUUCCUUAAUGAAAAGUGAUUUCGCUGUUUUCUGCCUUUGCUGUUAUUUUGUUGAAUGUGAUUUGUACAGUUAGUACUUCCUUCCAGAAAAUGUACCAAAUUACAUUUUGUGGUUCUAAGUAAGUCUCAGUAACAGAAAAUAUUCCUGUCCUGUACUUUCCCAGCAUGAAGAAUGUUCUGGGAGAUAUGUUUUGAAGCGGAAUGAAGACAUUUAGACUUUACUGUUAAAAUGUCAGACUCUGUUUUAACAAAUAUUUAUUGUCAAAAUUCUGUGCAGUAUUAUCAAUUAUUUAUGGUCUGUUUUUAUUAAGUAACUUUUGUUACAGAAUGUUCAU